CAAGUGUGGCUCAGCGUCGUGUGUGUAGGUAGUGCUUCUGCUUGGCGCUUGGGUUACCUCAGUUCAGUCUUUGCUAAGUUGCUGAUCAGUUGCGAUUUGCGAGGUCAAAAAUGAGGUGGAUUGCGAAUCUGUUUCUCAAUGUUGCCUUAGUGGCACUGUUAUGUCAAGAUCUGUUUGCAAAGGUUACAUCUGACAAGGAAGGUAAAAGUGAGUCCUCCAGUCAAUUUGUCGCCACCAAUGAAUGGCAAAAAGUAGAAAAAGGUCAGCCGCUUCCUUCCGGUCUUCACUACAGAUUGAACAUAAAUACCGGAGAGACAGAAGUAAAGCUCCUUGAGCCCACUGGAGCUGAUCAUAAAACUGGUUUAGUUGCAGUACCUGCAGAUGAGCAGGCUGAUGAUUCAGACAACACAUCGUACAUGAGCAAAGAUGAAUUAAAGAAAGUAUUAGCUGGAAUCACUAGCGAUGAUGUUCGUGAAGAUUCAGACAUUUCACAAGAACAGAAUGUUAAAGAGAAGUAUCGGUCGUAUGAAGAGCUCAAAAAUGAAUUUGGGUCCCUUAAUAUUACUGUCAAAACAGACAUGGAAAUCCUAAAGGAUCUGUUUGUGAAAGCUAAACAAUGUCUGCAUUCUAAUGAAAAUAAUAAUGAUGAAGAAAUUGUCAGCACCCUCCAAGACCUAGAAUAUUUGGUGCAUCAAAUUGACAAUGCAAGAGAGUUUAUAAGACUUGGCGGGGUGAUGGAAAUCGUUGUCCCAGCCUUAAAUUCUACUUCUCCUAAAGUUAGAGCAGAUUCUUUGUGGUUGCUUGGAUCAGCAACUCAAAGUAAUCCAAAGGUGCAAAUUGCUGUCCUAAACGCUGGAAUUAUGCCAAAGCUGGUGAAAGCAAUAGUAUUAGAUCCUGAUGCAACUGUCCAUGCUCGUGCUAUUUAUGCAUUAUCAUGCUUGACAAGGCAGUUUCCCGCAGCUCAAGUGAAACUUAUUGAGGAGGGUGGAUUAGAAUCCCUCAGGGUUGUUAUUGAUGAUGAGAAGUCAUAUGACUUAAAAACGAAGAUGAGAGUCAUUACGUUAAUUAAUGAUUUACUUUUGGAACGCGUAUCUGUGAGGGAAGCUGUUGAGGAAAAUGAACAGGUUGACAUCUCAGACACAUCAGAAGUAACUCAAAAAGUACAUCAGCACAAGAGAGGCGAACUCAAAGAGAAGCUUCGACAGUAUAAUAGCAUUAAUUUUGAAAAGAGACUUGUGGAAGAUGGUUGGUGCCACAGACUUUCAGUAUUUUUGUCAAAGCUUCACGAAAGUGGAGCUAAUUCUGGAAGAACACAGAGAAGAGAUGAUCUAGGAUCAAUUAUUUCCAAAGACUUGCCAUACAGGCCAGAACAUGAUGUAUUAGAAAAGGUCAUUGAUACAUUACUCGUCAUGAAGGACCUGUGUCUUCAUGAAUUUCGAAGUGAUGAAAAACUGGAAAAAGUUCUUCGCAACUUCUUAUCGUGGUAUCAAGACUUAAGCAUUCGGGAAGAAGUACUUCAAAAGCAACUAAUUGAAGAAGAAUGCACCAGUUCUGAAGAUUGCUUAAGUCACAGUGAGUCCGAGAAUAAAGCGGACGAUACCGAUAUGUACUAUACAAAUAUUGCAGAAACAUUGAAACAAUUGCUUAAAGUGAUAACAGUAAACAAUAUAAGAAACGAACUGUGAUUAAAAUAGAACAUUAUUCCUGACUCAUGUGAUAUUUGCAUUUUAAUUAUUUAUUUAUUACUAAAUUUAUUAUGUUUACUUCACUGAAAAAUGAAAUGUGGGUUUUGCUGAUUUGUAGAUGGCUGUGAGAAUGAUCACUUGUUAUUGCAUCAAACUCUUUCUCAUUAUCACUAUUAAUCUUGCAGAGUAGGGUCAUUUCAGUGCAGAGCAGACAUUGUAGGCAGCAUCUUGAGGAUGCCUCCGUUUGUACAGGUUUGUGCCAUUGCAGACUGUAAUUGAGUCUAGGAUUACCAUUUGCUUGCAGAACAUAUGGAAAAUUUGCUAUGCAGCUCAUGCGAUCGAUGCUAGUUUUAAGAGAGAAAAAUAGCAUGUGUUUUUGUACGUAUGUCAACAAUUUUAAGAUCUUACAAUCUGUGGACCCUUUCAUUUGGUAGUGGAAUGUGUUGCUAAAAGUGUGAUUCAAAUGUCACUAAAAUCACACAUUUUAGGGAAGUUUUGCUGUGGAUUUGUUCUUUAGAUUAGUUUUUACAAGAGGUUCUGUAUGCCACUCAUCAGUUUGACCUUUCACCUUCAGUGAAAAUUUUGCUGAGUGAGUACAUUGUGUGUCAAAGUUCGUGUUGUAUCAGACUGUACAAAAAGAAUACUGUAAUAAUACGAGUCAGAAUGACUAUGA
Messenger RNA from Thrips palmi, 2358 nucleotides. It is a transcript of the gene Sil1, whose product is annotated as nucleotide exchange factor SIL1. The record is from RefSeq and is a predicted model, not a curated record. NCBI's taxonomy places the organism in Eukaryota, Metazoa, Arthropoda, Insecta, Thysanoptera, Thripidae. The transcript is spliced from 7 exons. Gene Ontology annotation, molecular function: protein binding. Bases 111 to 1685 code for a protein of 524 amino acids.